This is a messenger RNA of Pocillopora meandrina, 7855 nucleotides long. The record is from the annotation of a GenBank genome assembly. Lineage: Eukaryota; Metazoa; Cnidaria; Anthozoa; Scleractinia; Pocilloporidae.
CCUUACUAAGCCCUAGCUGAUUAGGCGGCCAUUUUGAAAUAAGUCAAUUUGAAGAUUUUCUCGAUUCAAUUCCAAUAUUUUGGCCCCAUUCAACCAUAACCCAAAAGUUGACAAGAACAGUGGCAGUGGUGACAAAAUAAAAUGGCCUGUCAAAUCAGUAGGCUGAAAGAAUUUUUAGACAGAGUUCUUUGUUUUGGUAAAUGAUAAAUUAAUAGUUUUCAAUCGAUGGAAAGCGAUGAACGAACACAGCAAAUUAUCGAACGAGCCUUGCAUCUAGCAGCCGAAGUAGCUGAAACGGACGACAGUAAUGUCCCUGUUUUACUGUUACAAUUAAAAGGUACACUUUUCAAUAUUUUUUUUCAUUCGUAUUUCUGUAAGAUAUCAGGAAGUUGCCAAGUUUGACAUCAGUUAGGCUAGCAAUUUGUAUGCAUAACAAAUGUAACCAUUCGAAUUAAGUCAAUUUGCAAGGCAAGUAUUGAGCUUAAGUAUUCAUCAUAGCAGACUGUGAACAAGGAGGAAAGUUUAAAACUGAACUGAAAUCCCAAGAGCUGAUGAAAAUUAUCCGUAACUUUCUGAAACAUUAAUGUAAGGUCAUUAGUAAUUACUUAUCGUGAAUAUUCUAUGAACAAGGUGAAGAUUUGAAAACUGACCUGGUCUCCCAAGAACUGCUGGAGAAAAUUAUAUGAAUAGUCUAAUUAGCUGCAGAAGGGCUUAUUAAUUUCCAAGGCUUUCAGAGUACAGUUUUUCCCCUCAGCUUACCCACUAAAGUGUUGAGGUAUAAGUGAAUUAUGAUAGUUGAUGUAUUGUGAUUAUUUUUUCUGUCAGACAUCCUCGACUUGGCUCCUCCGAGAAGUAGCUUGGGAGAAGUUCUCAGGAAUCAUCUGUGGAAUUAUGAUGUUAUUCAAGUUUGCAACCUAGGUAUGAGUAAAGUGCAUUGAAAUCUAUCAAAAUCAGACUUUGGUGUCCAGAUUGAGAUCACUUCGCAAGAGCUACUCUUCUAACAUUCCAUUUUUCUACUGGAAUAUUAUUUCACAGGGUUGGAAAUGAUUAAAAAAAUUGUUAAAAUUAGUGCUUUCCAUUCAAGUUUUAUUCUGAACAAAAUAUCAACUUUUAUUUUAUUUUUUAAGCUUUGAAGCAAGACUUUGCUGCAAUAGCAGGAGGAUGGGACACUGCCACCCAGUUGGGAGCCAUUUUAUGUCAGAGCUGUGUGGGUCUCAAACUUCCAGACAUGCCUGAGUAUGAAGAAAAAUUUCUCCCUGAUGUUGUUGAGAAUAUCUUGUCUUUGGCUGCAAAGUUGCUUGACUUCGUCGUCAAAACAAGAGUGGUAAGAUGUCCUACUUUGGUAGAUUAGUCAUGUUUUAGCCUAAUUCACAUUAGAUUUUCCACAAUGGGUGAUUAUUCAUUAGUAAAUUUUAUUCAUUAGAAAAUUUAGUAGGGAAAGGUAAGAUGAGAAUAGAAUACAAAAUGUCCCCAUGUCAGAAUUAGAAAUGAAAUAUAAUGAAACCAAAGAUAUUUCUGUACAGUGGCAGUGUACCAUCGGCUAGUAUUUUCACUGGCUUCUUGUUUCUUAAGCACUGCCAGCUAAAUGAUUAUGUUCAAUACCAGUCUUGAACUAAGAAAAAUUACGACUUUUUCCUUAUUUUCCUAUAUGCCCAAAGGAAUUUACUAUUAGACUUGAAAGAGAAGAUUAAUUGAAAGCAUCAGGAAAGGCUGGCCACCAAAAGUCUCUUAAGAACAUUUGACAAACUCUGGUAGAAAUGGCCCACAAGGCCAUUUAGACAUGCCCUACACCUGACUGGGUGUAAAUGUAAAUAUUUUUUAUUGACUUAAACACUUCAGGAAUCUAGAUUUCUUAUGAUAUCCUUGAGACAUUAUAAAUAUUUACUCUGAUUUGUUCUCUUCUUCCUGAAACAGAUGACUGAAAAACAGAAACAUUUUCAAAAUUUUAGGACAACACUGAUUUCCAUGGAGUGGCUUUACAGUUUUCAUGUUUUCCUCACUUUCAAUGGUAUUUGAUGCAACUUACCUUAAUUUUGUACAAAUCAUGUGUAUGUAUUUAAUAGACUACUUCCUAUCAAAACAAAACAACAACACUUCAUUUAAAAGGCAGGAUAAACCAGAGGUUCAAAGAGUAAUUUUCAUCUAGACCCUACUACUUUAAAAAUUGUAAAGAAAAAGAUCUAGAUAAAAAAAUAUAAAAAGUCUCCUAAUUACAAAUUUAGUGCAAUACAUAUCAGUAAGUAUACAUGUGAUUAUAAUGUUUUACAAACUGUGAUCAACAAAGCUAGGCUAUAGGUGACCUGUCAUUACAUGAGAAUUGCUCCAAUUUGGUAAAAAUCUAUUUUAAAACAUACGUUUUCAAAGUUGGAAUAGACUUCUUUAAAUAUUAAGUAUUUUUGAGUGAAGAAAUUGUUUUGGGUGCAACACUAUAUGAGUUCCACUUAAAAGACAUCAGCAAAGGAAAAGUUUGCUUGCUCAAGUUUGUUUUUGAUUUCUUGCAAUUGAAAGGCAUGAAACUUUUGCUGAAAAGUGAAACUUUCAAAAGUCAUGUACAUUUGUAUAAUGAUGUUCCUGGAAAACAGAAAUUAUAGACAUUCCACUGUCUGAUCAUAAUUUCCUUAUUUUGUAUGCAUGUGGGUGAAUCUAAUGUGAGUCUAUUUCUGUUUCUUUGCAGUGCUGCAAUCCAAGCGCUUUGUACAGAUUCUGAUGUCUGAAGAUGUUGACACAUCACUCUUUAGUUUGAUGAUUCUUGAAAAUAUUUUUAAAACAAACAGGUCUGAAAGUUUCAUUCAGUUACCUUUUUUUCAAAUUACAUGUUUGUUUAUCUUCUGUGCAGCUAUGAGACAAUGUAUUUUGACCCUUCAACUCCCAUGAGUGACUGAGAAAGAAUGUUUCCUCACAAUAUCAACACAAUAGUAAGCAGGCUAGUGCAGGAAAUGAAGAAAAAUAACAGUUUGGAGAUUAUUAGUUGAUCCAAUACCAAAUUCUCUGAACUGACAUCCUAAAAAUUUUACAGCAGACAUUAAGGAGAAUUACCAAAAACAUCUUGGGAUUGAAAGGGUUAAGUAAUGACACAUAGUCAACAAGACUGUUUAUAGUUGAUAUUAUGUCAUCUUAAAUGUUUUGUCAGGUUUUUGAUGGGAAAACUUGAACCGAAUGUCCUUUACAGCAUUUUGGAUGAGACUGUUUUCAAGAUAUCAGCCUCUGAAGAAUCUUCAGUUGCAAGGUGAAUUGUGAAACAGAACUGGCAUCGUUAAAGGUCUUUGUUGUUGCUUGUGGCUUCAUUGUUGUGCCCUGAUAGGUCUACUUUUGUUACUGGCUGACUGUUGUGCUGUCAAGACAGUUUGGACAUUAACAACUGAGUUGAUAAUGUAAAUUGGCCACCAAGAGUUUCUAAAGCUGUUGUUUUGAGCAAUAGCCCUUUAUCAGGGCCCUUCACUCAAGCCCUUUGCUCCAUUGGGGUGAAGCUCAAAAUGUCAGCUUUCAAAACUCUUUAUGGUGGCCAAUUUACAUUAUCAACUCAGUUAAGAAGACCAAAUUUUCAUAAAAUUUCCCAACUGCUCAGCACCAGUUUUUUUCAGAAACUUAUCUCCUUCAUUCAAUUGUUGUGCAGUCAGGUAAUGUGACAAUCAGUGGUACACGUGCAGGGCUGACAUUCAAGCUAUUUGCUAGCAGAAGACUUUGUCCAAAUAACAUCAACAGAUUUGGCAGAAUCAGAAUUCUGUAAAUAAAGAUACCUGCUAUCAAAUGCACAAUAGCCAGUUAGAUCGGCAUUGAAAAACAUCCACUUGUUGGAGCAAUAAUUGUUGAAAUAAAAAUGCACUGAUGGAAGAACAUAAAAGUGCAUCAAUAUGAUUAGUACUGUCAGUCAACAUACUGCAUAUUUUAUAAAACUUACCAUAAGGCCUGGUAUUGAGGAAGAAAGUUAUUAACAGAAAGUCACAAUCUACAAUUUACCAUCUUUCUUUUUCAAUCUACAAUUUAUGGCAACUCUAUGUUGUGAAAUGAAGGAUUUUAAAGACGUUCAUGUAUCAGAAUCCACUUCUUGCUUUCUUAUACUCAAAAUUAUUUGGCAACAUUUAAUUGUAUAGGGCAUCAAUUCACCUCAUUUUGACAGCAACAGAUGUUCACCCACCAAUCCUUGAAAUUUUGCUCUCAAAAAGAUACAGGUGAGUUUGAAAUGGCUCUACAACUUGCAGUAAAGCACUUAACCCUGUGACCACUGAGUAGGAGUGACUUGCUUCUAAUUUCUCCUUACAAUAACACCCCUAACUCAAGUAUGAAGAUCAUUAGAAUAAAGGAGGGAUCACCAAUUUAAAGAGGCCCUUCUCCUCCCUUAAACCCAUUCAAUGACUGAUACAAUACAUAAAACCAAAGCUCUUCAAACCCUUCCCUCCCCUCCCCAAGGUCUUGGUAAUCUAGAACCCAACGAGCGAGGUGAGGCAUUCAGUACUAGUUUUUCAAUAUUAUUCAUCUGACUCAGUGUCAAACAAUAAACGUUGUAUUAUUCUAAAGAGAUGUCAAGUAACCAUCUUCUUUUUAGGGGUUUGAAGGCGUAUCUCAGUAAGUGGAAGGCGAGAGGGUUUGAUAAUGAUGUGAAGAGACUUGUGUCUUUACUGGAGGCUGGUUCGAUUGCUCAAGCUGAGCAAAUGGUACGCAAGUUGAAAAAUUAAAAUUACGAUUACUCUUAAAGCAGUUGUUGUUAUUGUUUUUUUUUACGCCGGGUUACAUUGUUUACUAAGUGUAAGUUUGCAUUGUUUACUAAGUGUAAGUUUGCAUUGUAAGGUCGUUGGUUCCAAUUUCUUUGGGUAUCUUUUUGUCCUGUGCUUGUUUUUACUAAAUUUAAGGGGGCACUGCCGUUAAGUACCUUAAGUUUCAGAUGUAUCAGCAGUUUUGCGAUUCGAUAUCGCUGAUUUUUCAUUCCAGAGGUAUAAGUUGUUCCAUCGAUCAAAAGAUCAGAGCAAACUUUAGAGUGACAUAAAUUUUGAGGAUUCCCGUUAAGUUAUAGUUUCUAUGUGAUUUUUGAUCUUAGAGACUCUCUCGCGCUGCCACGGCUAUCCAAGCAUUUUACCGCGGCUCCAGACAGCGUCAGCGCCUCAAACAAGCGGAGUUGGGAAUCAUUCUACUUCAGCGAAAAUUCAGACAACGCCGCUUGGACAAGGAGCGAGCAAAGGAGAAGGGGAAGCGGCGGGAAGAACGCAAAUUGGCUCUGGAACAGAAAAGAAUCAACGAGUUCAGAUCGUCCAUGCAAAAACAGCUGAAGAUGUUGGAAAGCGUACCUGCCAGAGAAGUGAACUUGUUUAUGGAAGAAAAUCAAGUGAAGGCAGCAAGUAAAAUACAAGCGGCGUUUCGCGGCAUGGUGGCGCGAAAGAAAUAUCGUGAACGGAACGAGGAAGUAACUCGAGAGAGAGCAGCUGUUACCAUCCAGCGACAAGUGAGCAUGGGAAUUUUUAUCUUUGGAAACUUUGGGAGAGAUGGUGAGAUUUGGAGGGGGACGUGCGAAAAGGAGAAAAAGAUGGGUUAGAAGGGGGAGGCUGUUCCAAAAAAAAAAGAAAAAAAGAAAGUAUAUAAAGAUUGGUUAUUCCUGGGCGGGAAAAAGUAAAAGGAACUUCGUCCCUGGUUAUUCUAUGUAAUCUCAAAAACCGGCCACUACAAUUCUCUUUUGUUCAUUUUUAAAGGCAAGGAUGAAAAUCAUUUGGUUUCUGGAACUUAAUUUCCUUUGUUAAUUAAUUGUUCUAUUUUUUACCGUAGUUUCGCCGAUAUCAACAGCAUAAAGCAGAUCGUAAAACUCCUUAUCCCGUUGUGCCUGGUUUGACUGACGCAAGACGCGCCGAACUGCAGAACAUGAUCGCAGAGCGUCGCCAGAGGUUCCCAGUAAGUUUUGCAACUUUAAAUUUUGUCAUUCAUCAUCUUUUAAGUUCGUCAUUUGUGGUCCUUGUUACUCUUCGCCACCCUUGACCAUUCAGAACUGAGUUUUCUCGUUUUUGUUUGUUACUUUCUGCACUGGAGAAGGAUUAUUGGAGGAUUUCAAGCUAUUUUAGGGUGGUUAAAGGAACUCAAAUUUCGCGAAGAACCUUCAACGUGCGUCAAAGCCCGCUGAUGUUAACGGUUGUUUUUGUUUGUUUGUUUGUCUCUUUGUCUCUCUAAGGCAAAACACAGAACCCAAGAGGAAUUUAAAGAGCUUCACGAAAAGGUACCACAGGGGUUAACUUACCGAUUGGUAAUCUUUUAGUACUUACCAAAGAAGAGUACCUCUUUUUUUAAUCGUAUGCAAAGGGUAAAGCCUUCAAGCUGGCUGGUGCAUUUGAGUUACUUUCAAUUUGUUUGAAGUGUCCUGAAGUGAAGAUUGUGGUACAGAAGAUUGCUUUAAAGAAUAAGUUUUGAAAUAUGGGAGGGAUAGACGCGAUUUUUGACCCCUUAACUUCUAGAUAGAAUUUGUAAUUCUCCUUACUGUCAACCAUACAAUUCUUGUAAUGUUAGCUCAGAGAAUUUAAUAUUGGAUCAACUUAUUAUCCCCAAAUUGAUAUUUUUCUUUUUUCUCAUCACUUAUCUGGUUGAUAUUGUAUAAAUAGUGUAAGGAGAAAUUCUUUCUUGAUCACUUAUAGGAGUUAAAGGGUUAAAAUAAACCUUUAGGGGUAGGGUGUGUGAAGUGUAAGGUCAAGAUUAGUCUCGUACCCAGACCUUCCACGGCCGAGCUACAUUUCAGUUACAGUUAAAAGGUAGGAUAUGGGUACCAGAUAAGGUCAAGAGAGGUUGUAUUAUAGUUGCCACUUGCGGACUAUUGUUGGUAAUUGCUGGGCAUUUUCGCCCCGAGUACUUAUUUCCGGGUUUUAAUUGAGAGUGUGGAGUUCUUAGUUUGAAAAGAAACAUUCAGUUUAAACUUUCCAUUUUUUUUUUUCACCAGGCGUUUUCACUUCUUGCCAAUCACGUGUUGUCUAACAUGAAGAUAAGAAAGAGUGAACAGAGAAGGGAAGCGUUGCUGGCCAGGCUGAACGUGGAGGCAGAUCAGCUCUUAGGUGACUGAGGACUGAAAAAUAAAUUCUUCUUCUUUUUUUCUCUUUUUUUUUUUCGGCGAUUCAGAGAAAGCGAAACAAUAAAAAGUAUACCUAGAAAUCAGUCACUGGGCAAUGGAUAUGUGUAUAUAAAGGGAACUUUUCAGCGCCUGUUGAGAACAUUGGAGAAAAGUUUGGAAUCGCCUUAAAGAAAGCAUUUCUUGUGGUCUGUUGUUUUAAGAAUUAUGUACGAACCAAGUGGGCGAAUUGUGGUGGUGAAUGAGUUGAAAGCUACUUUUCUCUUCCAACUUAGUGUAAAUUUUUUCUUUGAACUUAUUUUGUUAUUAUUUUUACAGCUUCUCCAAAGCUUCAUGAGGUUACUCCCGACAUUCUUGACUCUUUUACUUCAAGAUCAGCGCCCGUGAUAGCCAGGGCACAGCAGUGUCACAACGAGGAAAUGCGCGGACUCAAGCUUCCUUGGUGGAAAAAGUUAUGGGAUGAGGAGGAAGCGGAAGGGCUUGGGGAGAGGCCGGGAAGUCAAGACGACGAACAAUUUAAUUUUUGACAGUAAAGUUUUCGGUAGAAAAAGAAAACGUACACCAAACUAGGACACUUGCGUCUAAAAUCGGACAUAAUUGUCUUUCAUUGGACUCUAUGGCUACUAAAACCGGCCACUUUUGUCUAAAUUUUGAGACGGGUGUUUUAGUGAGACUCUCUUGUUGCCUAAUAUGUGACGCCAGAAGCUUAUAGCCUUUGGUCAUGAGCCUCUAGUGAGACAACCUGUCGCUUAUCCAAUUUUUUUUCUUUUCGUUCCUAUCUGCCUUAGUUUGUUUCAGAUUUUUCAAAUUGUGAACUCUUCGAGU